Messenger RNA from Phalaenopsis equestris, 2037 nucleotides. Its product is annotated as pentatricopeptide repeat-containing protein At5g14080. The transcript has 2 exons. The coding region runs from base 32 to 1972 and encodes 646 amino acids. Lineage: Eukaryota; Viridiplantae; Streptophyta; Magnoliopsida; Asparagales; Orchidaceae. The record is from RefSeq and is a predicted model, not a curated record. Gene Ontology annotation, molecular function: protein binding.
UGGGUUUACAUUUCUCUCUUGGUGAUCACCAAUGAGCCAUGCGGCACCUUCCAUCUCCACCGUGGCCCGUAAGCUGAGCCGAGCUCUCAUUUCCGCCUCAAAGCCCUCACAGCAAUGGAGCUCUGCCGUCGAACAGACUCUUCGCUCCUUCCUCUCUUCCACCUCACCUCUCACUUCCACGCUCGUCGCCUCCGUCAUCGACCCCCACCUUCUCCACCACCACUACCUCGCCGCCGGACUUUUCCACUUCGCUUCCCACCAACCCAAUUUCGCCCAUUCCCCCUCCUCCUUCCACUCUCUGCUGAAAUCUCUAUCCAUCUCCAGCCGCCCUCACUCCAUCGUCUCCCUUCUAAAGCUCGCACAUGCGCAACAAAUUCCCCUCCUUUCUCCCUCCAUCACCCUCGCUGCCUUCUCUCUCCUCCUCGCCGACAAACCUCUCGAAGCCGCCGAGAUUCUCAAGCACGCCGCCAAUGAGAUCCCUCCAAGGCUCUGCAAUUCCGUGCUUGCGGCACUCUCUUCUCGUGGCUUCCUCCUUGUUGCGACUCAACUGUUUGAUGAAAUGCUUCUUAUUGGCAUUCAGUUUAGCACCGUUGGUUUCGGCUGUUUUAUUGGGAAAUUCGCAAGAGUGAAGGAGUUAGAAAAGACUCUUGAUUUAGUACAGAAAGUUAAGAGUGGAAAGAACUGCCGAGUUGAUGGCUCAAUCAUUGCCGUCUUGAUUGCAGACAGUCUUUGUCGUGCUCGUCGGAUCGACGAUGCUUGGCGAGCUUUGGAAGGACUGAGGAAGCGAGAUUGUAAACCUGAUUUCAUUGCUUAUAGAAUUGUGUCAGAGGGCUUUAAAUCAGUGAACAGGUUUGAUGAAAUGGAAACUAUAUUGAAGCAGAAGAGAAAGCUGGGAGUGGCUCCUAGAGCUAAGGAUUACAAUGACUUCAUCUUUUCAUUGAUUUCUGAAAGAAGAGUUUUGGAGGCAAAGGAAGUAGCUGAAGGUAUAGUAAAUGGAGAUUUUCCUAUAGAAGAUGAUGUUCUUAACGCACUAAUUGGAUCAGUUUCAGCUUCUGAUUCUGCUUCAGCUGUCAUGUUCUGUAAGUACAUGAUUGAAAAAGGCAGACUUUUGAGCCUUUUUGCUCUAAAAAAUAUGAGCAGGAGCUUAUGCAAGGAUGGUAAGAGUGAUGAAAUGUGGGAAAUAUUUAAAAUUUUCAUGGAUAACGGCUAUUUCAAAGAAGUCAAAGGGUAUAAUGUGAUGGUUUCCUUUCUCUGCAAGGCAGGGAGAGUCAAGGAAGCUUAUGGUGUGUUAAAUGAGAUGAAGAAGAAAGGCUUUAAGCCAAAUAUUUCCUCUUAUAACCUCCUUUUGGAAGCUCUUUGUAGAGAAGACCUUCUUCGUCCGGCUAAAAAGCUCUGGGAUGAGAUGUUUAUGAAUGGAUGCUGUGCUAAUUUGAUGACAUAUAACAUCUUAAUUAAGAAAUUUUCGCUGGUUGGUGAAGCCAAUGAGGCUCUGACAUUGUUUGAACACAUGUUGAGGAAAGGUGUUGUUCCAAAUGAGGUUACUUAUUCUUCAACCAUGAAGCUAUUGUGCGAAGAGAAUAGGAUCUGUGAGGCUCUUGAGAUAUUCGGUCGUUGUCUGGAACAGGAUGCUGUGCUCGCCAGUUCAACGUUGAGUGCUUUAGUUCUCUCACUUUGCAGAGAAGGUAAUUAUGCAUGUGCAUCCACUGUCAUGCAUGGUAUUACAGGCAGAAUAGAAAUUUGUGAUCCAGAUAUCAUUCUGUUGAAAAGCUUAGCAGAUGCUGGAGAAAUUAAUAUGGCUGCAAAGCAUGUUGAGUUUGUAAAAAAUAGUUAUCCUUUCAAAUUACAAAUAAUAGUAAAUAAGCUCCAUGAGUCUCUUUCUACAGCUCCAAAGCUUGAUUCUGUUCUGCAGUUGCUUCAGGCUGUGCAAUCACAGGGCCUCAUUUCUGAUGUUGGUUCUUGGACUAAAUUUUAAUGAGUGUGUAAAUGUUUCUAUAAAUUGUUGUUAAUUGAUCAAGUCUAUAGGUUUAAUUAGUAAAU